Molecule: messenger RNA, 800 nt
Organism: Argentina anserina (silverweed cinquefoil)
Lineage: Eukaryota; Viridiplantae; Streptophyta; Magnoliopsida; Rosales; Rosaceae
Product: AP-3 complex subunit sigma
Exons: 7
Coding region: 57-557 (166 amino acids)
Biological process (GO): Golgi to vacuole transport; protein transport
Cellular component (GO): intracellular membrane-bounded organelle; AP-3 adaptor complex
Source: RefSeq, a predicted model, not a curated record
AAGGUUGAUGGAUCUUCAUCUGAAUUUGAUCGGGAAUUUAGAAGAGGUGGAGAAAGAUGAUACAUGCGGUGAUGGUGAUUAAUACUCAGGGCAAGCCUCGGCUUGCUAAGUUCUACGAAUUUCAGCCUGUAGAGAAGCAACAGGAGCUCAUACGCAGCGUUUAUGGAGUUUUGAGCAGUAGAGCUGAGAAUGUGAGCAAUUUUCUGGAUGUGGAGUCUAUUUUUGGUCCGGAUACUCGGCUUGUGUACAACCAUUUUGCGACUUUGUACUUUGUCUUUGUUUUUGAUAGCUCUGAAAAUGAGCUUGCCAUGCUCGACUUGAUACAAGUUUUUGUGGAAACAUUGGAUAAAUGCUUCAAGAACGUUUGCGAGGUUGAUGUGGUGUUCAAUUACAGCAAGUUGCAUACUAUAUUGGAUGAGAUUAUCUUUGGAGGUCAAGUGCUCGAAACAAGUUCCACCGAAGUUCUGAAGGCGGUUGAAGAAAUCUCAAAAUUGGAAACAGCUUCAAACACUAUUUCAUUGGUUCCAAAAUCUGUUUCUAGCUGGAGGAGUCGAUAGUAUACACAGUUGGAGCAAUGUGUCUUGGGUGAAUCUUUGCCGAUUACCAAUCAGGCAAGAAGCGAAAUUGACGGUUUAGAUGUUGUGUCAGACGAUUACCCCAUUUCUGGGAAUGCAUUUACAGUAUCUUCCGAUGGUAUUUUUUGUUUCAUAGAAAUUAUUGAAUAUGUUAUUUGGUUGUCAUGUAAAGUUUAAAGUUUGAAGGAUGAAGGACAUAACAUGAUAAAGAGUAUUGAGCUAAAA